Messenger RNA from Gallus gallus (chicken), 3101 nucleotides. RefSeq names its product zinc finger protein 346 (gene ZNF346). The record is from RefSeq and is a predicted model, not a curated record. Bases 23 to 871 code for a protein of 282 amino acids. The transcript has 7 exons. Gene Ontology annotation, molecular function: zinc ion binding; double-stranded RNA binding. Lineage: Eukaryota; Metazoa; Chordata; Aves; Galliformes; Phasianidae.
GAGAGCGACGGGGGCGGCCAAGAUGGCGGACGGGGCGGGUAGCAACGGGGACGCCGCGGCGCUGCCGGUGGGCAAGGAGGCAGUGGAGCGGCUGAUCCGGGAGAACGGGCACAUCUUCACCGAGGCGCAGUGCAAGGUGUGCAGCGCGCUGCUCAUCUCCGAGUCGCAGCGCCUGGCGCACUACCAGAGCAAGAAGCACGCCAACAAGGUGCGGAGGUACCUCUCCAUCCACGGCGAGGAGGAGCUGGCGCCCGGGAAGAAGAUGAAGCUGGACGCCAAGGAGAGCAAGCAGGAAGGCACCAACGGGGAGGACAGGAACAAGUGUUGUCCCAUCUGUAACAUGACCUUUUCCUCUCCUGCUGUGGCCACGUCUCACUACCUGGGGAAGACUCAUGCCAAGAAUGUGAAGCAGCAGUCCCCUAAAGUGGAAGAAGUGGUGCCCCCACAGAAACAUCCUGCUACCCUCCCCGCCUCUACUGUAUCUUCUAAUGAAGAAAACAAGGACAUUACAGACCCAGACAAGUUCUGUAGCCUCUGCCAUGCCACUUUCAACAACCCCCUUAUGGCAAAACAGCAUUAUGUAGGCAAGAAGCACAGAAAGCAAGAAACCAAACACAAGCUGAUGGCACGCUAUGGCCGAACUCCUGACGCACCGGCAUCGUCCUUCCUGGCUGGGAAGGGCUACCCCUGCAACACAUGUAACAUAGUACUGAACUCCAUAGAGCAGUACCAAGCUCACAUCAGUGGCUUCAAACACAAGAAUCAGAUGCCAGGAGCAGUGCCGGUUGUAGGACCAUUCCCACCACAGCAGUAUGUCCGGGAAGAAACAACUGCUCCAGGAGGCUACAGUUACUUCAGCCAAGACUUCUAGAGCAAGUUGCAGCACUGUUCUUGGAGUUGUUGGUGGCCCAAGAACACACAUCCUUUGCCAGCCCACAAUGGUUUCAUUAUCCCUCUGGAUAAGCAAAGCCCUACCCUCCUGUAUGCACCCGUUGAGCAGAACGGGGACUGAAUCUGUCCGAAAAAGGAUCCAGCUGAAAGAGACUUGGUAGACAGCAAAUACAUCACUCCCUUAGAGUAGUUUUCAUUGUGUAAUUGCUUCCUGUAAAGGUGGGUGCGGUGUGAGAGGAAGUGUGUAUCUGGUGUAAGGAGAGUCUGGCGGCAGGCUGGUAACAUCUACCUCCUCCCUCACCAGAGCAAAUAGUGGAUUCCUGCACCUGGAGGCCAGCAGCCCACGCUUAGAGGUGUCUUUUGCUGGAGGAAAACUCCUAGUCCAUAGCAAGCAGCGCUUAUGCGGUGUGAAUGGGGCACCGUGUGGGCUGCUUGGCUUUUUACAGACCUGACAUAGGAAAUGGCAGCGUGGCAUCUCUUGUCCAGGCUCAUCUGGAUAGGUUUGUGUGCAGAAUUCCUGGAGCCGCUGAUUGCCAUCAGAGCCUUUGGCAGUGCUGCAGUUCAGGAGCUGUGUUGUUUGGUGUCUAACAUGUAGGCAUGAUUUGUGGUGUCCAGUGCUGCUGGUGGGGGUGGAGGGCUGAUGGAGGAGUUGGAGCUCUCAGCUCUCCAGGCAGCUCAGCCCUCCGCUCUGAGGAUUUCCACGUGGAAGUAAGAAACAGUUUAGCCUGGUUUCCUAUGGAAACAGGUCUAUGUGAUCGUUCACCCUGUGUGUCUUUACCCCUCAUAACUUAAACGGAUCUCAGCCAAACUUGGCAAUGGUGGAAAUUUCUGAGACCCGAAUGCAAUCAGCAGAGGAAGGUGAGCGGGAAGAGUCCAUCUCAGGCUCUGUCAGGGUCUGCAUAAGUGCAGCGUUUUCCCUACUGCCAGCAAAAUACUGAUAGAGAAGGAGAAUUUUAAAGGGGAAAAAAUAGAGAAGAUAAGUAUGGAAAUAACAGAAUACUGUGGUAUAGCUUGGUUGGAUUGUUUGCUGGCUGAAAACCUGCAAGUCCCUUGGAAACCUGACUUAGUCCUUCAUUAGACACUACUUGCCCAACCCCUCUCUCAAAGCUCUUACACAUCUGUACCGUCACAGAGAAGAGAUGUUCUGUCUUUCAAACCCAGAAAUUAAGAUAGGUGGUCUCUUCAUGGUGCUAAUGUACUGGAUCUGUUAGAAGAGCCCCAGGAAGGAAGGGCGGGCAUCUGAGGCUGUUGUGCAUUUAGGAUGAGUUCUUCAGAUGUUCUGCCCUUGAGCUAGGGCCGUGCCAUUCUUUGCUGGCCCACCGCAGUCGCCGUGUUGUCGGGCUGGCCUUGUGCUCAGCGCCAGUGCUCCGUGUUGGGCACCCCAUGGCUCUGUCCCAGCCUCACUGCCUCCACGGAGCUGAGAGUUGGCCAGCCUGGGGCGAGUGCCAUUGUUUUCCUUCCACGGGGCAGGAGGACGGGGACCUGCCUGGCUGACGGGAGCAGAGGUGAUGGACGUGCCGAGCAGAGCUGCUGCCUCCCACUGCUGCAGCAGCUGCUGGAGGGCACGCUGGGGCCCUGCAUCCCGGUGUUGCGUUCCAGGCUGAGCAGCUGCUGCCUUUGUGAGGCUGAGCGCCAGGCUGGGGGGGCACUUCCAGAACCCUGCACGCACUGAUCAGGUUAAGCAAGGAGAGAGAGUUGGUUGCUAAUCUCUGCACUUGGUGUGAGUGCCUUCCCUCCCCGCUCAAGGCUGUGCAUGAGCUUUGUUUGCCUUCACCCUGCACAGGAUCUGCCAUCUCCCCUUAGGACAGGCUCCUGCUGGGCUGGGUUCGCCUUUCUGAUGUUUUCCAGUCUCGCUCUACUGCUGAGGGCUGACCUCAGCCUCCUGCUUUUGAGAGGGAGUCCUUUUAAACCAAGCAAGCUGAUCAACCAGCAGAAAAUUGCAAUGAAGUAAAGGAAGCAUUGUGUGCCUGGUGGCACUGGAUGGCCUCCAGCUCCGAUCCCCACUGCUUAGCUCUCGUCUCGCUGCACGAGGGCAGGUGCCUGCUGGAUGUGCUGUGCAUUGACACCAAGAGGGAUCCAUUUCCAGCACUGCCCAGUCCGGUGUGUCACUCCAGUCUGUGUACUGACAGUUUUGCCUUCCUCUGUACAUGAUGUUUAUGUAUCUGCUGUUUCCCUAAGGUGAAGCUCUCCAAAUAGAGUGUUUAUUACUA